Aspergillus heteromorphus CBS 117.55 is the source of this 304-nucleotide messenger RNA. RefSeq lists its product as uncharacterized. Bases 85 to 273 code for a protein of 62 amino acids. Lineage: Eukaryota; Fungi; Ascomycota; Eurotiomycetes; Eurotiales; Aspergillaceae. The transcript has a single exon. The record is from RefSeq and is a predicted model, not a curated record.
AAAAAAGACGUGCCAGCUCGGAGCCAUGAAGUUGCCUUUAUGUUACAGCUGCUAUGAGGAUCAAUUGCUGUAAUAUAACAAUCGAUGAUAUAUCCCGAUCAUUGGGCUCGUCCACUGGGAGUGCGCAAGAUGAUAUCCGGAUUACUGCGCGGUGAUUUUCACUUGUGGAUGAAAUAUCCCUCUUCGUGUUUGAUCUCAGUGAUCAGGAUUUUCGGGCAAUCCCUUAGGAUAAUGAUCCUUAUAUGGCUCUCCGGCGUGGUGGUAUCUGCAUAAGUAUCCCGCGGUAACGUUGAAUUUAAUCAAG